AUGCGACGUUCACUCGGACCCUUGACUUCAACGCGCGGGUAUCAAUGUCGCAGCUACGCCACGAAACGGCUCGCCGGAGCUGCAUCGGAGGUUUCCAGCUUGCCUCCUCCACGAUUACGCCUCAAGACGCUCUCCGAAAGCCCGGACGCUGCAGCUCAUAAUGCCGCAACCCGCAAGGCUCAACUGGAGCCGGAUACGUUCAUCAAGAUCGCCUCUCUCUACACGGAGCAGAAGGAGCUGCAAAGCGCCUAUAAUACGAAGGUCCACGUGCAAUCCACUGUAGGCGACCAGAUACGUACUAUCAGGGAUCUGGACCAAAAGCAAGCUGCCAUAGAGAAAGCGAAGCGUCUCAAAUCGGAACUGAGCUCAAUUGAUAGUAAACUGAGCGAGACUAAGAGUCAGUUGCUUCAACUCGCCUUGUCCGUCCCGAAUGACACCCACCCCUCCACACCUCUCGGACCCGAGUCUGCCGCAGUGACGCUCUGUACACAUGGUCCAGAACCUAUGCCGCAGGAUUCUGCCAGAGACCACGUAGCUGUUGCACGCAGCUUGGAUCUCCUCGACUUGGAGGCUGGCUCCUCAACUACCGGCUCUUCGUGGUACUACCUCCGUAACGAAGGCGCCAUGCUCGAACUCGCUCUCACUAACUACGCGCUAUCAAUCGCGCUCAAGCACGGAUUCACUUUUGUUACAACGCCGGAUGUUGUCCGCUCAGACAUAGCAGCCCGAUGCGGCUUCCAGCCACGAGAUCGGGAUGCCUCACAAAUAUACCAUCUGGAGCACACCAACCCACAAUUGGUCCUCGCUGGCACCGCAGAAAUUCCCUUAGCAGGGAUGCUGGCCAACAAGAUUUUUACGGAGGACGCACUUCCGAUCAAAGUUGUUGGGCUCGGCAAAGCCUUUCGCGCUGAAGCGGGUGCUCGGGGUGCAGACACACGCGGAUUAUAUCGAGUCCAUCAGUUUCAGAAGCUGGAACUAUUUGCUGCCACUACUGAAGAUGAGAGCGAAGCGAUGAUGGAGGAGCUACGAUUGAUCCAGACGGAGAUCUUUGAGGGACUGGGCUUCCCUUUCAGGAUCCUCGACAUGCCGACUGAAGAACUCGGCGCGAGCGCCUAUCGCAAGUAUGACAUGGAGGCGUGGAUGCCUGGGCGUGGUGCUUGGGGCGAAAUAUCCUCCACCUCGAACUGCACGGAUUAUCAAGCUCGCCGGUUACACAUCCGGUAUCGACGGACCGUCCAGUCCCAAGCAGAUGCAAGCGGCUUACCCUUCGUGCACACAUUGAACGGGACGGCAGCCGCCAUUCCUCGACUCAUCGUGGCUCUUCUGGAAAAUGGGGCGAUCUUUGACGAAGCUGGUUCCAUCUGCGGGAUGGAUCUCCCUGAAGUACUCCGACCAUUUUGGAUAGGGACCUCCACCGAAAACAAAGUGAGAUGGAGAUAA
This is a messenger RNA of Punctularia strigosozonata HHB-11173 SS5, 1440 nucleotides long. RefSeq names its product seryl-tRNA synthetase. The transcript is spliced from 3 exons. Gene Ontology annotation, cellular component: mitochondrion. Gene Ontology annotation, biological process: mitochondrial seryl-tRNA aminoacylation. Gene Ontology annotation, molecular function: ATP binding; tRNA binding; serine-tRNA ligase activity. The coding region runs from base 1 to 1440 and encodes 479 amino acids. The record is from RefSeq and is a predicted model, not a curated record. Lineage: Eukaryota; Fungi; Basidiomycota; Agaricomycetes; Corticiales; Punctulariaceae.